Trichophyton rubrum CBS 118892 is the source of this 1399-nucleotide messenger RNA. RefSeq lists its product as uncharacterized. Lineage: Eukaryota; Fungi; Ascomycota; Eurotiomycetes; Onygenales; Arthrodermataceae. Gene Ontology annotation, biological process: nuclear polyadenylation-dependent mRNA catabolic process; TRAMP-dependent tRNA surveillance pathway; U5 snRNA 3'-end processing. The record is from RefSeq and is a predicted model, not a curated record. The coding region runs from base 487 to 903 and encodes 138 amino acids. The transcript has a single exon. Gene Ontology annotation, cellular component: nuclear exosome (RNase complex); cytoplasmic exosome (RNase complex).
GAGCUGACCUUUGGCGAUGAGCAUGGUAACGUGAAGGUGCAGCUUGGGAAGACAGCGUGAGUAGACAGUCUUUAAAUACUCUGUAUACAGGCUGGAGACGUGUGCUAAUCAGAUAUGUCGAUAGGGUGCUGGUACGGAUUUCCGCAGAGCUGACGACCCCGCGGCCUGAGCGCGAUUGCGACGGGAUAUUUACUGUUGUGGUGGAAUUGAACGACAUGGCUCUACCGGGCUACGAGACCGGACGGUGCGUUUUGAUAUUGAUGGCGUUGACUACGAAGAAAUAAAAAAGCUAAUGGAUAGGGUGGUAGACCAUCGGAGCUGGAGGUCAGUCUGUCCCGCACACUGGACAAGAUCGUUCGGCGGUCCAAUGCGCUCGACACGGAGUCUCUGUGUAUUGCUAAGGGGAGGAUAUGCUGGAACAUCCGGGCAGACAUUCACAUCCUGGACUGCGAUGGAGGGUUGAUUGACGCGAGCUGCCUGGCCAUCAUGGCCGGGCUGCUUCACUUCCGUCUGCCAGAAUCUACGGUGCGAGAUGGCGAGGUGACGGUCUUCACUACGGAGGAGAAGGUGCCUGUGCAGCUGAACCUGACCAAGAUCCCGCUGUCAGUGACGUUCAAUCUCUACGAUGAAGGCAAGAUCAUGCUACUCGACGCCACAACGAGCGAGGAGGCAGUCAGUGAAGGGUCGUUGGUCGUUGCUCUUGACAAGACGGGGGAGAUUGCGCUGUACUCGAAGCCUGACGGGGCGCCAGCGGACCCGGUGAAUAUGGUGAACUGCUCCACGCUUGCGCUGGAGAAGGUGAGGGAGCUGAACAAGCUGCUUGCUGCCCGGUUGGAGGAGGAAAAGCAGAUUCGGGAGAAGAAACGGCCCACGGCAGGGCUCAGUGCUGCCCACGAGAGGUGACCGUGAAACAAACAACCAACAACCACACCUAACUCUGGCGCCUGUUCGACGAUCCAGCAAAGUCUAUUACGGCGCUGGACUAUUUAUUCACUGCUCCGUACACGCAUGGACAUAUCAUCAGCCCAAUGCUCAGGACUUUUGUCUCCAGCGACGGAACAUCCGGCUACGACCGACCAGCUCAGCCAUGCCGCCGGCCCGCAGCAGCAUCCCCAUCCUUUAACGGCCGACUUCAAGCUCGCCUCGCCCGCCAGCGCGCAGCUGGAUCUCGAUCGAUCCACGCUGUUUCGAGCUAUUAAUAGUCGGCCUCCAGCCAGGCUUCCCAUAUAUAUUUUUAACGACUUAACUAGUGUUAGUGAGAUAAAGAACACACGCAGAAUAAAGCAGCAUAGACGCCUCCUAAGCGACGGGCCAGCCAGUAGCAGCACCAGUAACUCCCACACAGUCCGUAGGAUGAGCGUAGACAGACGCCGGGCCUCCGUGUUUGCCUAAACGUCGC